AUGUCCGAGCUUCACGAAAUUGAAAAGACCGCCGUGGUCACCGAAUCGCAGCCUCAAUCGACUCUCCCAGAGGUCCCUUUGGAAGAGAAAUCCCAGCAGGUGCAUACGGUGACUAAUUCAACAGAAAGUAGCGACCACGGACAGGAACAGCAGGAUCAAGAGCAGGGCCAGCAGCAGGGACGAUUCGCGCGACUAUUCGCUUACGUGAAGACGCGCGACUUCUGGAUUCUCUUGGUUCUAGGUCAAAUCAUCGCUUUGGCCGAUAUCAGUUCGUCCACUUUUUCAAGUCUUCUCUCCGACGCAGGCACCAGUAUCCCCGCUUUCCAGACGCUUUUCAACUACAUUCUGCUCAAUCUAGUCUAUACCAGUAUCACGAUUUACAAAUACGGUUUUAAGAAAUGGCUCCGGCUCCUCUACAAAGACUGCUGGAGGUACUUUAUUCUGUCGUUCUUGGAUGUUGAGGGGAAUUAUUUCAUGGUGCUGGCUUACCGGUACACAUCGCUAUUGAGCGCUGAGCUGUUCAGUUUCUGGACUAUCAUCUGUAUUGUCAUCAUUUCCGUCAUCUUCCUGCGCGUUCGGUACCACAUUACGCAGUACAUUGGUGUCUUCAUUGCUUGCGUUGGACUCGGUCUUCUUAUCUACUCCGACUAUCUCCGCGGCGCCAACUACCCUGCUGCGGAUCAGUUGAAAGGCGAUUUGUUCGCUCUGUUGGCCAGCACUAUCUACGCGUUUAGCAAUCUGUUUGAGGAAUACAUGGUCUCCAAGCGCCCCAUGUAUGAAGUCAUUGGCCAGAUGGGCUUCUGGGGUAUGAUCAUCAACGGUGUGCAGUGCGGCAUCUUCGACCGGAACUCUUUCAAGGGCUCGACCUGGGACGGACAAGUCGGUGGCUAUAUUGCCGGCUACACCAUUGUCCUCUUCAUCUUCUAUACGCUAGCCCCCAUUUUGCUGCGAAUGUCGUCUGCGACGUUCUUCAACAUUUCACUGUUGACCAUGAAUUUCUGGGGCUUGCUCAUCGGUCUCAAGGUUUUCCACUACUAUGUGCAGUUCUUGUACCCGAUUGCUUUUGUCUUGAUCGUUAUCGGUCUAUUCAUAUACUUUGUUGCCGAGGGCCAAUAUGGCGAGGCUGUGAAGCCUUGGCUCGGUAAGGAUCAGGAACUUGGCAUCGAUGGUGUGGGAACAGGUCGUCGUGCGCAGCAUACUGGUCAUGCAAUUGUAUGA
Messenger RNA from Talaromyces atroroseus, 1218 nucleotides. RefSeq lists its product as hypothetical. Gene Ontology annotation, cellular component: membrane. Gene Ontology annotation, molecular function: transmembrane transporter activity. Gene Ontology annotation, biological process: transmembrane transport. The record is from RefSeq and is a predicted model, not a curated record. The transcript has 2 exons. Bases 1 to 1218 code for a protein of 405 amino acids. NCBI's taxonomy places the organism in Eukaryota, Fungi, Ascomycota, Eurotiomycetes, Eurotiales, Trichocomaceae.